AUGAAGCAAAGCAUACUCAUCUUACGCCCAUCUAGCUCCAGCAAUGAUCACAGCAGUGCCGAAAAGGGGUAUGUGGAGGAAGUCGAUCUUCACAACAAUGUUUCCGCGAAAAUCAAAAAUCCUCUGGCCGGCUUGACGAAAAACCAAAUAAUCCGGGACGUUGAAGAGUUCGCACAAGAGUACAACGUCAUAUAUAUCCUACCGGAGCUUAAAAAGGGUGCGCUUGUUGCUCGUGAUCCUACCGAGUUUGAAACAGUCGCCGAUUUGACUGACCCCGAGCUUACUGCACUGCGGGACGAAGUGCUACACAAGUGGCGCCAGCCCAAACAACUUUACUUCACGAUUAUUCUUUGUUCCAUCGGUGCAGCGGUGCAAGGAUGGGAUCAGACAGGAUCCAAUGGUGCCAACCUUUCAUUCCCUGAUGCAUUUGGUAUCUCGGACGCGAAGGGUGCCCCUAACGCCGCUCGGAACUUGUGGCUUGUUGGUGUCAUCAAUGCUGCGCCUUAUAUUGCCAGUGCAGUUCUCGGCUGCUGGCUUUCGGAUCCCUGCAAUCGAUUCUUGGGUCGCCGUGGAACAAUAUUCAUGUCCUCCAUAUUCUGUGUCCUUACACCUAUUGGCUGUGCAGUUACGCAGACCUGGGAGCAAUUAUUUGUGGUCCGCCUGUUGCUAGGAAUCGGGAUGGGACUCAAAGCUUCGACUAUUCCCAUCUUCUGCGCCGAGAAUACACCCGCCAUCAUUCGAGGUGGUCUGGUCAUGUCUUGGCAGCUUUGGACUGCGUUUGGAAUUUUCCUCGGAUUCAGUGCGAAUCUUGCAGUUAAAGACACUGGUGCUAUCUCCUGGCGCCUUCAACUGGGAUCGGCUUUUAUUCCCGCUGUUCCCCUUCUCUUCGGUGUUUACUUCUGCCCAGAGUCCCCUCGUUGGUACAUUCGACGGGGCGAGAUGGGCAAGGCCUACCGAUCUCUUUGCCGUCUGCGUAACACACCCUUACAAGCUGCUCGGGAUCUCUACUACAUUCAUUCACAAAUCAAGAUUGAGGCUAGCUUGAUUGGUGACAGUAAUUAUGCUACCCGAUUUAUCGAGCUCUUCACCAUCCCUCGUGUUCGUCGUGCAACUCUUGCCUCUUUCGUGGUCAUGAUCGCACAGCAGAUGUGUGGUAUUAAUAUCGUUGCAUUCUACUCCUCGACUGUCUUCUCCAACGCCGGUGCAAGUGAUACAGAGGCUCUUUUUGCCUCUUGGGGCUUUGGGCUUGUCAACUUUCUGUUCGCGUUCCCGGCCAUCUGGACCAUCGAUACCUACGGACGCAGAUCGUUGUUGCUUUUCACUUUCCCGCAAAUGGCCUGGACGUUGCUUGGGGCUGCAUUCUGCUUCUGGACACCCGAGGGAACUAAGGCUCAUUUGGGAUCAAUUGCGUUCUUCGUCUUCCUCUUUGCUGCGUUUUACUCCCCUGGCGAAGGACCCGUGCCCUUUACCUACUCGGCAGAGGUAUUCCCUCUUUCUCAUCGAGAGGUCGGUAUGUCUUGGGCCGUGGCAACCUGUCUUGGUUGGGCUGCAGUGCUUUCUAUCACAUUCCCCAAGAUGUUGGAUGUCAUGACAGCAACGGGUGCAUUUGGUUUUUACGCUGGUUUGAACGUGACAGCUCUAGUCAUGAUAUUCCUCUGGGUCCCAGAAACCAAACAGCGGACUCUUGAGGAGCUGGAUUAUAUCUUUGCGGUGCCCACCCGGGUUCAUAUGAAAUAUCAGGUCACUCAAGCGCUUCCAUAUUGGGUCAAACGCUACAUCUUCCGCCAGAACGUCGAGUUGGAGCCACUCUACAAGUUUGAUCAUCUUCCAAAGGAUGCAAAGGUUGUUGCAAUAUCAGGAACGCAGAAAAUUGUCUCAGAGAAUGCUAAGUCUUAG
Messenger RNA from Penicillium salamii, 1896 nucleotides. The record is from the annotation of a GenBank genome assembly. Lineage: Eukaryota; Fungi; Ascomycota; Eurotiomycetes; Eurotiales; Aspergillaceae.